CUUCGUCAAAGGUCCUCAAAACGCGCAUGAAGCACUGGCAGCAAGCAGGCUAUGCAUUGCAGAACUUCAAGGUCUAGGGGUGGUACACGGGUGGGCUUGCUGCUCUUGUUGCUGCUUUCAAUUCCAAGCAUCUCAAGGCUUUCCCCUGGUUUUUCAGACGGGUGUUGAGCAGAUUGUGCCCCUGGAGGAGCCGUUUCUCUCUCAAGUUGUCCAGCAGCGAUCGAAGAACAGGCUGAUUGGAGCAUCUGUGGCGCUUGCUGUACAAAGAAGAGCCUUCAAAGUCCACUGUUGUUGCCUUCCCAAAGGCUUUGAAGAAGGAAAGAAAGAGAUGGGCCAGCCUACAGAGACUGCGCCAGCUUCAACAGCAAAUGCUGCCGUGGUCACUGAGGAGGUGCUCUUCCUUGUUGAUAGUGCACGGUAUGGGGACGUAGAAGAUGUUCAGGCAACCUUAGAUUCUGGUGUCGAUGCCAGCGCAGCAGACUCCAGCGGAAGGACAGCUCUUCACAUGGCUGCAGCCAAUGGCCACGAAAACGUAGUCCAACUUCUGCUUGAGAAAGGCGCCAAUGUGAAUGCGGCCAAUCAAGAAGGGAACACUCCGCUGCACUGGGCUGCGCUCAAUCACCAUCUGCAGGUCGUGAAGCGGCUGCUGGAGGCCGGCGCCAACCCUGGCGCGCUGAACAAAGUCGAUCGCACACCUGUAGACGAAGCCCUAGAUAAAGGCUUUGAUGACGUCAUCAGUGUGGUAAACACGAACCAGGCUAGCGAGCAAGUGGCGAGCACAAGCCUGGAAGAGGUAGAACAGGAUGGGGACGAAGGAGAGGAGGGGAUGGAGGAAGAGCGGACAUGAAUCUCCGAUCACCUUCAUUUCUUAAGGCAAUGCGAUUCAGUGCCAUCGUUUACUAUAAGUACAUUGGCUUACUAGAAAUAUAACUUAGCCGGCCUAGGGCGCCAGCAUCUAGGAAGCAUGCUAAUAUGCUAUUGUUGUGUGACAAAU
Messenger RNA from Klebsormidium nitens, 994 nucleotides. Lineage: Eukaryota; Viridiplantae; Streptophyta; Klebsormidiophyceae; Klebsormidiales; Klebsormidiaceae. The record is from the annotation of a GenBank genome assembly.